Fukomys damarensis (Damara mole-rat) is the source of this 1547-nucleotide messenger RNA. It is a transcript of the gene Avpr1b, whose product is annotated as arginine vasopressin receptor 1B. The record is from RefSeq and is a predicted model, not a curated record. Bases 237 to 1547 code for a protein of 436 amino acids. The transcript has 2 exons. Gene Ontology annotation, biological process: G protein-coupled receptor signaling pathway; regulation of systemic arterial blood pressure by vasopressin; positive regulation of vasoconstriction. NCBI's taxonomy places the organism in Eukaryota, Metazoa, Chordata, Mammalia, Rodentia, Bathyergidae. Gene Ontology annotation, molecular function: vasopressin receptor activity; peptide binding. Gene Ontology annotation, cellular component: membrane.
GGUCCACACAGCCUGGCCUCCUCGGCUCCCGCUCUCGGGCCUGCUCCGCCUUUCCCCUGGGGGUUGCCUGCUUCCACCUAGGACGCGGCUCCAUUUCCUCCCUCCUUGUUCUGUUCCCUCUCCUCGGCUCUGUCCCCGUCCUUCUGAACCCUCUGCUAGCGCUUUCAAGCCUGUUCCCUGGUGUCACCUCUCUCUCUCCUCCUUCCAUCUCCCCAUCAACCCCUCCACUUGCGACCAUGGCUCUCCAUCCUUCUCCUCCCUCCCAGCAGACCUUCACCAUGGAUUUUGAGCCCUCAAGGGCUACCGUUCGCACCCCACAAGGCACCCUCUCUGCCCUCAAUGCCACCACACCCUGGCUCGGCCGGGAAGAAGAGCUGGCCAAGGUGGAAGUUGGCAUCCUGACCACCGUCCUGGCGCUGGCUGCAGGGGGCAACCUGGCCGUGCUGCUGAUCCUGGGCCUGCCAGGCCGGAAGCGGUCCCGCAUGCACCUGUUCAUGCUGCACCUGGCCCUGACCGACCUGGGCGUGGCCCUCUUCCAGGUGCUGCCCCAGCUGCUCUGGGAUAUCACCUACCGCUUCCAGGGCCCCGACCUCCUCUGCCGGGCCAUCAGAUACCUGCAGGUGCUCAGCAUGUUUGCCUCCACUUACAUGCUGCUGGCCAUGACCCUGGACCGAUACCUGGCUGUCUGUCACCCGCUGCGCAGCCUCCAGUGGCCCAGCCAGUCCACCUACCUGCUGGUCGCCACCCCUUGGCUGCUGGCCGCCAUCCUCAGCCUCCCUCAAGUCUUCAUCUUCUCCUUACGGGAGGUGAUCCAGGGAUCGGGGGUGCUGGACUGCUGGGCUGACUUCCGCUUCCCCUGGGGGCCCCGGGCCUACAUCACGUGGAACACCAUGGCCAUCUUUGUGCUGCCCGUGGCCAUGCUCACAGCGUGCUACAGCCUCAUCUGCAGGGAGAUCAGCAAGAACCUGAAUGUCAAGAUGAUGGCCGGGAGGGUGGAAAGAAGCAGCCGGGGGACAUGGUGCAAGCCCUUACCCUCCGCCCCCAGUGCAGCCACCCAGGGGCUGCUGUCCCAUGUCAGCAGCACCGGCACCCUCUCUCGGGCCAGGAUCCGCACCGUGACCAUGACCCUCGUCAUUGUGCUGGCCUACGUCGCUUGCUGGGCGCCCUUCUUCAGUGUCCAGAUGUGGUCUGUGUGGGACGAGACCGCCCCCGGUGAAGAUUCCACCAAUGUGGCUUUCACCAUCUCCAUGCUCCUGGGCAACCUCAGCAGCUGCUGCAACCCCUGGAUCUACCUGGGUUUCAACCGCCGCCUGCUGCCACGGUGCCUGCGCGGUCUGGCCUGCUGCCAGGGCGCCGGGCCCCAGCUCCACAGACAGCUCUCCAGCGGCAGCCUGUCCAGCCGCCGCACCAUGCUGCUGACCCGCUCCAGCUGCCCGCCCACCCUCAGCCUUCGCUUCAGCCUGGGCGGGAGGCCUGGGCCUGCAGGGUCACUGAGGUUCUCAGAGCGGGAAGGUGGUGAGGGCACCACUGCGACUAGCACCUUUUAG